Molecule: messenger RNA, 1542 nt
Organism: Lotus japonicus
Lineage: Eukaryota; Viridiplantae; Streptophyta; Magnoliopsida; Fabales; Fabaceae
Exons: 8
Coding region: 109-1191 (360 amino acids)
Molecular function (GO): Hsp90 protein binding
Source: RefSeq, a predicted model, not a curated record
AAAGGCGUAGUUGUAGCUUCUGGUGUCUUCCAAACUCUAAACGAAACUGUGGUAAAGCUUCCAUUGAGCCGCACCACACACCUCUGUGAAGAACCAAACUAGUUGAAGAUGGCGCUAUGGAUGGAAAAGGGUUCUGAGCCAUUGACCGAAAGCGAGAAAGCAGACCUUGAAGCCAUUGCUGCACUCAAAGAGUCCACAGCCAUAGAACUCAAGGAAAAGGGUAACCAAUUUGUCAAGAUGGGUAACAAACAUUACUCUGAUGCCAUUGAUUGCUACACAAGGGCUAUCAAUCAGAAUGCCUUGAGUCACUCUCAAACCUCUAUUCUUUUUGCAAAUAGAGCCCAUGUCAAUUUGAUGCUUGGAAAUCUUAGACGUGCUCUCACUGAUGCUCACCAAGCACUCAACUUGUGCCCUACAAAUAUAAAGGCGAUUUAUAGAGCUGCCAAAGCAUCAUUUUCACUGAAUUUGUUGGCUGAAGCACAAGACAUUUGUCAAAAGGGUCUUCAGUUGGAUCCCGAUAAUGAGGAAUUGAAGAAGCUUAACCUGCAGAUUGGUCUGAAGAUAUCAGAGAACAAAAAGCAUGAGGCUGAAGUUUCCAAGGCUGUUGCAGAGGCAAAGGAGCUUGUGUCCGCAAUAGAAAAUAGAGGUUUGAAGAUUGGGAAGGCGAUGUAUCGAGAACUAACUGGAUUAAGGAAACCUGUGUUAGACAAAAAUAAUAUCCUUCAUUGGCCUGUGCUUCUUCUUUAUGCAGAGGUUAUGUCCAGUGACUUCAUUGAGGAUUUCUGUGAGGCUGACAUGGUUUCGGUUCACCUUGAUAUGAUGUUUGCAGAAGAUCAGCCACUGCCUUGGGAUGUUGAUAACAAUUACAAACGUGAAUAUAUUGAACUAUAUUAUGAGGGUUGCUCUGGACUUCGUUUAUCUAAGAAUGGACUUCUUCGUUGUCUAUUAGAGGGAACUGUAGCUUCUGAUGCGGAAGGUGUUGGUGAUGAAGGGAAAGAUGCAGUUGAGGAUCUUAAGCAAAACUUGGGCUCCCCUAAAUGGAUCAAAGUAAAUGAAAGGAGGCAACUUCAUGAUGUUCUUAAAGAGCCAAAUUUCAUCAUUCCUGGGAUCCCAGUCUUCUAUGUUGUUUCUACACGAUCCAGCUUUUAUACCAAGUUCAAAGCUGGAAAGUGGGUUCCUCCGAGUAUAUGAUGGGAGUUGGGAGCAAUAGGCAAGAAUUGAUGUUUUGCAAUCAUUAUAUUGAAGGGAUGUUGUCUCAAUCUGGAAGUCAUGAAGACUGCUCAGGUAGCCAUGAUCAGAAAGCGGCGACUUAUUCCUAGUUUUUUUGACUUCUGAACCAGAGUAACCUGCUAAUUGCCAUUGUUUGAUGAGUCAAGGUUUCUGGCCAUGGUGUCCCAAUGAUAUUGCUAGAAUAUGAGGAAACUCACUUGAUUAUGUCUUAUUCCUUUUUCAUGUAACCUAGUCAUCAGAGGUGUAUAAUUUGAUAGUUAUAGUUUCAUAAACUUCUAUCAAGGAUUAAGAUCCCUACAGUUUGCUUCUUCA